Xenia sp. Carnegie-2017 is the source of this 1515-nucleotide messenger RNA. Its product is annotated as ras-related protein Rab-14. The coding region runs from base 118 to 771 and encodes 217 amino acids. Lineage: Eukaryota; Metazoa; Cnidaria; Anthozoa; Malacalcyonacea; Xeniidae. Gene Ontology annotation, molecular function: GTPase activity; GTP binding. The record is from RefSeq and is a predicted model, not a curated record. The transcript has 10 exons. Gene Ontology annotation, biological process: defense response to bacterium; endocytic recycling; phagosome maturation. Gene Ontology annotation, cellular component: recycling endosome; trans-Golgi network; phagocytic vesicle.
CUUGGCGCACCCUGUACAUAUCCUGUAUAUGUUGAAAUUGAACAUUUUUCAAGAAAAUUUAUUGUUUUUGUAUUUUCGAAGGGUCAAAAUCUGACUUCCUCAUCAUAAGAGAGGAUCAUGGCUGCUACUGGGCCGUACAAUUAUUCUUACAUAUUCAAGUACAUCAUAAUUGGUGACAUGGGUGUGGGAAAGUCGUGUCUUCUUCAUCAAUUUACAGAGAAGAAAUUUAUGGCCGACUGCCCUCAUACUAUUGGUGUAGAAUUUGGAACUAGAAUCAUCGAAGUAGCCGGUCAGAAGAUAAAGUUGCAGAUUUGGGACACAGCUGGUCAAGAGAGAUUUAGGGCUGUAACACGAAGCUACUACAGGGGUGCCGCAGGAGCAUUGAUGGUAUAUGAUAUUACAAGGAGAAGUACGUACAAUCAUCUCAGUAGUUGGUUAACUGAUGCAAGAAAUCUUACAAAUCCUAAUACGGUCAUAUUUCUGAUUGGUAAUAAGUCAGACUUAGAUGCACAGAGAGAUGUCACAUACGACGAGGCAAAACAAUUUGCAGAAGAAAAUGGAUUAUUAUACUGUGAAGCUAGUGCGAAAACUGGAGAAAAUGUCGAGGAAGCGUUCUUGGAAACGGCGAAAAAGAUUUAUCAGAAUAUUCAGGACGGAAGUUUGGACUUAAACGCUGCUGAAUCUGGCGUUCAACACAAACCAUUGACAGGUCGAACACCCAAUGCAAUCGCUACUGAUCAGAAGGAAUCCCAGGACAAAUGCAACUGCUAAGUCGUGUCUGGCUGGUCUUUCUUAUCCAGUAUAUAAAUAUUGCUAAUUCUAUAGAAGUAAUAGCUAGUGAUGUGGAACAAUGAUAAAUCACGGAUUCACCGACUUUAAUGAAUGUUGUGUGUCAAGUAGGUGUUUGACACCUGGUAAAAAUUAAAUCAGGAUGUCCAUAGCGCUUUAAAAGACACGUCGAGGGCACGUGCAUGUACGUCAAAAUUCUUUAAAGAAAAUCAUGAACAAAGAAUGCUAACUUAUAGAAAGUCAUCGUCAGUGAUUUUUGUUUAAUUUAAUCGCUACAUGCCAUCGACUUGCCAUUCAGCCGGAUCAGGAAACAGGGCACCCCUCCCCCCCGAAUACAAUCAAAUUGUAGGACGGAGUAUUCUCACGAAAAACCAUCCAGGGGUUGUUGCCCUCUUUGCUGCACCGGCCGGCUGGUGAAUGUGUGGCGUAUUGCGUUAACAUAAAAAUCACUGGACGUAAUGGAGUGUUUGUUUGUAUUCUUUGCCAAUAGUUUUAAUUUUUUUCCAGUGUCACCUUGCGUUUAUAAAGUCAGAUGAAAUCUUGUGCCCUUCGUGUUUUCUAGAGUGUAACAUCACUUGAUUUUUGUGACUGGCUAAGAUUAGUUUGAAUUCUCGCCCAAAUUCAUCAUCAUGGAUUAAUGAGGAUCUGUCACCACCAUACCUAGACAUCGUUUUUCUCUUCGUUUGUAUAACAUAGAAUUUUGAAAAUAUAAAUUUCAUCCUCUUA